Molecule: messenger RNA, 1684 nt
Organism: Fusarium oxysporum Fo47
Lineage: Eukaryota; Fungi; Ascomycota; Sordariomycetes; Hypocreales; Nectriaceae
Product: acetyl-CoA C-acetyltransferase
Exons: 4
Coding region: 272-1462 (396 amino acids)
Biological process (GO): ergosterol biosynthetic process; fatty acid beta-oxidation
Molecular function (GO): acetyl-CoA C-acetyltransferase activity
Source: RefSeq, a predicted model, not a curated record
GAAUUCGAGGGCAUUGGCACCUCAACCACGGGUAAGAGGGGCCUCUCUAUUGCUCACUUCCUGCCUUACCCAAGAUUAGCCUUAAGCUAGAUCCAUUGGAAGGAAAGUGCUGUUCGCUUGUAGCUGUAAGAUUCGCUACUCCCUCAACAAAAUUGCCGCCGGUUUCCGCUCCACUAUCCAUCCCCUUGCUGAUUUAUCAAUCUAUAAACUGAGCUCUCCGCUGACGAUCUCCUGAUUUUUGUAAUCUUCAUAACACAUUAAAUCUUCCAAAAUGGCCAACCUUCCUCCUGUCUACAUCGUCUCUACGGCUCGUACACCCAUCGGCUCUUUCCUCGGCUCUUUGUCGAGCCAGACCGCCGUUCAACUGGGAGCUGUCGCCAUCAAGGGAGCUGUCGAGCGUGCCGGUAUCAAGCCUGAGGAUGUCGACGAGGUCUUUUUUGGCAAUGUCCUCUCCGCUGGCGUCGGACAGGGCCCUGCCCGCCAAUGUGCCCUCGGUGCAGGCCUUCCUCAGACUGUCAUCGCCACGACCGUGAACAAGGUCUGCGCUUCUUCGCUCAAGGCCAUCAUUCUUGGUGCUCAAAACAUUAUGCUCGGCACCUCCGACAUUGUCGUUGCUGGUGGAACCGAGUCCAUGUCCAACACUCCUCACUACCUCCCCAACCUCCGAAACGGCGCCAAGUACGGCGAUCAGACUCUCAUCGAUGGUGUCCUCAAAGACGGUUUGACCGACUCUUUCAAGAAGGACCACAUGGGUAUCUCUGCUGAGCUUUGUGUUCAGGACCACGAGCUCACCCGUGAGGCCCAGGACGAGUACGCCAUCAACUCAUACAAGAAGGCUCAGGCUGCCACUGAGGCCGGUCUUUUCACCGAGAUCGUCCCCGUUGAGGUCCCCGGUGGUCGUGGCAAGCCCGCUAUCAAGGUUGAGCGUGACGACGAGGUCAAGAACCUGAAUGUCGACAAGCUCAAGGCCAUGCGCCCUGCUUUCAAGCCUGAUGGUACUGUCACUGCUCCUAACGCUGCUCCCAUCAACGAUGGUGCCGCCGCCGUUGUCCUCGUCUCCGAGGCUAAGCUCAAGGAGCUCAACCUUAAGCCUGUUGCCAAGAUCCUUGGUUGGGGUGAUGCUGAGCGUGAGCCUGAGCGUUUCACCAUCGCUCCCGCUCUGGCCAUUCCCAAGGCCAUCAAGCACGCUGGUUUGACCGCCGACCAGGUCGAGUACUACGAGAUCAACGAGGCCUUCUCCGCCGUUGCUCUCGCUAACAUGAAGAUCCUUGGUCUGAACCCUGACCAGGUUAAUGUCUACGGUGGUUCCGUUGCCAUCGGCCACCCUCUUGGAUGCUCUGGUGCCCGUAUUGUCACCACCCUUACCUCCGUCCUCAAGGAGAAGAAGGCCAAGAUUGGUGCCGUUGGUAUCUGCAACGGUGGUGGUGGUGCUUCUGCUAUGGUUAUCGAGAACCUGCAAUAAAAGGGGCGACUGGGAUAAUUGACGAUUUAGAUGACACAUUAAACAGGCAUGUGGUGCGAUGGAACGAAAAGUUUUGUCUUGCUGUAUCCGACACAUCUUGAUAUGGCCUACGAUAUCUGACUGCUCCACGGUAUACCCUUACAUAGCCAUUUAGGAAGAGAUAUAAAUACCAUUUUUAAUUCACAGGAGACCAACUCAAGGCAUGACUUUUGAUAUGAUGAC